CCGUGGAUUGCGUUGAUGCUAGGGGAACUUUUGCUAUGCACGUACUAUGUCCUCCGUCUCUAAUCUAACCGCUGUCAUCGCGUAUGGUCGCUAUUCCUCAAUUCAGUGACUAACUACUGAAAUAACACGGAUCCGUCCAAAAUCCGAUGACUCAACACCCCCACGACUUGUAUUACUGUGCGAAGUUACAUCGUGAAGGAACGGGCCCCAAAGAAACAUGUCCUAUCCAUGCCAGUCCAUGCCGCCUCGACCUUGUAGGCAGGAACCAAGUCGAACAAGAGUCAGCGAGACAGCCACCGGGAGGCACUAUCACCACAAAAACACAUGCAGACACUCUUUUACUUAGGUUUGAGCAGUGUAACUGGUCCGUCUACAUUCAGGGUCCUCAACCCUCGCUUGCCGACGGAUUUAGUAUAUCAAUUGGGCAGAUCUCCCGGAAGCGAAGAACCACCAUCAAUCUCUUUGUCUUCGCUCUCUCGACAUCAUCCAUACGAAUGGUACGUUUCAGUGACGAGGCUUUGCGCACCGUGUCAUGGCGGAAUGUCAUUAAUGGGAAGGGAGAAAUAUGGAUCACACAAGACCCGAAGAAAAAGCACAGAUGCAUUACGAUCCACACCAUAGUUUUUCCCGUUGCGUUUGGGCUUCGUGCAUGUAUGAAAUCCUGACAAUGGGUUCACCCGAUCUAGA
Messenger RNA from Talaromyces proteolyticus, 687 nucleotides. RefSeq lists its product as uncharacterized. Bases 147 to 665 code for a protein of 172 amino acids. The transcript has a single exon. NCBI's taxonomy places the organism in Eukaryota, Fungi, Ascomycota, Eurotiomycetes, Eurotiales, Trichocomaceae. The record is from RefSeq and is a predicted model, not a curated record.